CAUUAGCAUAGUCUACAAUUGAGUCUACGACGGUUAUUUUCACCAUASGAGUACGAUGGCUAUGCAAAGCUUGACUGUUGCGAUACUUUUGGCCGUUUUUCUUAGUCUACAAUUAGCACACAUCGAUUCACUGGAUACUGAGGUYUGUAUKCMAGGCAAAUACCACAAGAAAACACCAUCCAAAGAGACUGCAGAUUUCAAAGCGUGUCACGCAUGGAAAGACAAGUCAUGCUGCACAGCUAAUYUCACUGUUGAAAUCUCGCGACAUCGGGUGAAAAAUCUGUGGAACUUCCAUUGGGACCAUUGCUCAAAYCUGAGCCAGGCAUGCGAUAAAUACCUCGUCGAUGAAGAGUGUUUCUUUCAGUGUGAUCCAAAUCUAAUCAAAUGGCACAUUGGUAAGGCUGCGAUUAAAAGGGUUCCUAUUUGCAGUAGAUACUGUGAUGAUUGGUUCGAUGCUUGCAAGAAUGACCUGACUUGUGUCAGCGACUGGCUUAGCGACUUCAACUUUACUGCUAAUUCUUAUAUCUGUCCAAGAGACUCCAAGUGCCUCACCUACGCAGAGUACGAGAAGACCAGCAACUGCAUGCUGAUGGACUUCAAAGGUGCAAAUCCUAACGACAAGGUUGUCAAAGUGGUCAACUCUGGCCGCACUGUGACCAGCCUUGCCAUAUAUGUCCUAGUAGGCCAGUUCUUCAUCUUUUUUCUUKUUUGA
Messenger RNA from Exaiptasia diaphana, 712 nucleotides. Its product is annotated as folate receptor gamma-like. The record is from RefSeq and is a predicted model, not a curated record. Gene Ontology annotation, cellular component: external side of plasma membrane. The coding region runs from base 56 to 712 and encodes 218 amino acids. Gene Ontology annotation, molecular function: riboflavin binding; signaling receptor activity; riboflavin transmembrane transporter activity. Lineage: Eukaryota; Metazoa; Cnidaria; Anthozoa; Actiniaria; Aiptasiidae. The transcript has 3 exons.